This is a messenger RNA of Naegleria fowleri, 468 nucleotides long. RefSeq lists its product as uncharacterized. The record is from RefSeq and is a predicted model, not a curated record. Bases 1 to 468 code for a protein of 155 amino acids. The transcript has a single exon. NCBI's taxonomy places the organism in Eukaryota, Heterolobosea, Eutetramitea, Acrasida, Naegleriidae.
AUGUCUACCGAACAACAACACCACGUUCCACAAGCUGUCCUUGAUGAAGUCUUGAAGAAGGAGAAGGAAUUUGAAAAGACUCAAGAAGCCAAGAAGGAACAAAAGGAAAAGAUGAAAGGAGCAGUGUUUGAUGAAUUGAAAGAAAAGGAAAAGGAGUUUGAAAAGACUCAAGAAGCCAAGAAGGAGCAGAAGGAAAAGAUGAAAGGAUCAGUGUUCGAUGAACUCAAGGAAAAGGAGAAGGAAUUUGAAAAGACUCAAGAAGCAAAGAAGGAACAAAAGGAAAAGAUGAAAGGAGCAGUGUUUGAUGAAUUGAAAGAAAAGGAAAAGGAGUUUGAAAAGCUUCAAGAGGCCAAGAAGGAAACUGGUGAGAAGAAGAAGAAUUUGCAAAACGAAUUGUUGCAUUCCCAUGUUCAACUCAAGCACGUUGAAACCAAGGAGACUCAUGAGCCUCCAGUGAAGGAACAAUAG